UAUGUAUUUUGAAUGUCCAUGCUCGUAUAAAAAGGAAUUAGAAUAAGAAGAACAAAUAAUAUAACACAUAGAUCAUUGUGAACAAUUUAAUAAUGACAGUCCUUUAUGUAAUAUGUACAAAAGGGGAAAUGUUGAUGAAGUGCCUAUAGAACAAUUAGUUACGUUUUUAUGUGAUUUAAAACUACAAGUAGAAAGAAUAGAAAAUGUUUUAAGAAGACGUAUAAUAAUAUAAUUAUUUCUUAGGUGGCUAUUAAAAAAAGAUAACAUCAUUUAUAUCAGAAUUAAAUUUUGAUCAUUAUGCUAAAUAUACUUCCACAUCAAAAAUUAAAUCAAACAAUGGUGGAGUGAAAUAAAAUGGAAUUACAGUUAAAAUUCUUUCAAAUAACAUUUCAAAUGAGAAAUAAAAAAGUUCAAUUGAAUAAGAAAAUUAAAAUCAAAAUAAUAAGCUUCCUCCUACUCCACCUCUUUCACCUAAUCGAUUUGAAGAGGAGAGAAACUAAGAUAUAUUUACAGCUCAUUAACCAACAAUGCUAAUAGAAGAAUAACCAAAAACUAAUACUUAAUAAUAAUAAUAAGAUUAAAAGGUUGCUUGUGAAGGUUGUAGAAAAGCCUUUUAUUUUAAUUAAGAUUUUGAAAAAUUAUGGUUUUUAGAACAUUGUGGACAUGUAAUGUGUAAAUUAUGUAUACAUCGAUUGGCAUAAGAAAAAUUUGUUGAAAAUGAUGGAAGAGUAAUGUGUCAAGAAAUUGGAUGUAUAUCUAAAAUAACAUAUUUUGAAUUAAAAUAAAUACUUGGACUUGAUAAAUUUAAUGAAUUAGAUAAAAAAUUAGCACUUAAAAAUUAAAAUAUAGUUGAAUGUAUUAAAUGUUAAUCUUAAUUCUCUUUUGAAAAAGGUAAUCCAAAUGAAUAAGUAAAAGAUUAAUAAGGUAAAAGUAUAAGUGGUGAAGCAUUAAUUAAUUAUGCUAAUAAUAGAUUUAUUUGUAAAUAAUGUAAAACAGAAUAAUGUAAAUAAUGUAAUGCAGUACCAUUUCAUAUUGGAAUGACUUGUUAAUAAUAUAAGACUAAUUAAUAAGCAAAUAAAUGUAUUCUUUGUGAUUUCCCUUGUGAAGGAAAAGUAUGUAAUUAAGAAGAUUGUUAAAAAAGAAUAUAAAAAUUAUGUCAAAAAACAUUAGAUUGUGGUCAUAAUUGUAAUGGAGUAAAAGGUGAAGAAUGUUUAUGUUUACGUUGCUCAAAAUAAGAACCAGAUGAUUAUUGUAAUAUGUGUUUUACUGAAGCAUUAAAGAGUGCUCCUUGUAUUAAAACUGAAUGUGGACAUAUUUUUCAUGAAGAAUGUAUUAUGAAGAAAUUAGAUGCCAAAUGGAAUGGACCUAGAAUUGUAUUUUAAUAUUGUACAUGUCCUUUAUGUAAAAAAUGGUUGGAUGUUAAACAUAAGGAAAUUUAAACAAAAUUAAAUGCAGCUUUAUAAUUACAAUUAUAAAUAUAGGAUUUAUGUAUAGAAAGAUUAGAUAUUGAAGGAAUGAAAUAAGCAAAAGAAAUUACAGAUCCUAAAAGUUAGUAUUAUUAAAAACCUAAAGAAUUUGCAAUGGAUAAAUUUUGUUUUUAUUAAUGCUUUAAAUGUGAAAAGCCUUAUUUUGGAGGAAUCAAAAAUUGUUAAGCUGCUGCAGAAAAUAAUGAUAGAACCUAAUUUAAUAAGGAAGAUUUAAUAUGUUCCAGUUGUUGUCCUAUCUCUUUUGAAGCUAAAUGUAUUAAACAUGGAGUUAAAUAUAUUGAAUUUAAAUGUCGAUUCUGUUGUUCUGUUGCUGUAUGGUUUUGUGGGUAAAUAUAAAUUUAUAUUUCAUUUUUAGAGGAACUACUCAUUAUUGUGAACCAUGUCAUAGUGGUAGAAAUCCAAACAUGAAUAAACCUUGUCCAGGACCAGAAAAAUGUCCAUUGGGUGUUAAUCAUAAACCAACUGGUUAGGAAAAUGCAUUAGGAUGUGCACUUUGUAGGUCUAAAAGAGUUGAUGAUAUACUUAAAAAAAACUGA
Paramecium pentaurelia is the source of this 2023-nucleotide messenger RNA. The record is from the annotation of a GenBank genome assembly. NCBI's taxonomy places the organism in Eukaryota, Ciliophora, Oligohymenophorea, Peniculida, Parameciidae.